AAAGGUUUCGUCUCUUUAGCCCGUGUUUGUUUUUUAUCGUCCCACCUAGAAGGUACGUUCCAUCUCAGAAACAGUGCAUCGCAAUCAAGUCUUUGCUCUUUUCCUCAAGUAGAAUAGAUAUAGUUUAAUAUAUUCAAAAUGAAGCAAUUUCUAUGUCCAUUUUAUUUGGCGUGCAUAAUCGUUCAGAUUCAAACGAAAGAUGAUUUCAUGUCCAGUAAAACUCUUACGGUUGGGGAACCUCUUGAACUUCGAUGCAAUUUCUUCGUCCUAGGAAUAAAUGACACCAGCAUUCAGUGUGUUUACGAUGUACAUUUAAUGAAACUUGACGAAACUGCCAACAAGUAUCUCCGGAUUGCAAAAUUGCCAAUCAACAGCUCAGAAACGACUUAUCUCAAGCCUUGGUGGACUGUCACAUUUGGUGAUUUAAAUGACGCAAGAUGUGCUAAUUUCGAAACUGCAACUAUAACAGCGUCUACCACGGCUGUUCGAAUCGAAGAUAGCGGAAUAUACUUGUGCUUGCUGUUGGUUAAAAUUAUGCAACCAAGUGGGGCCAUAUAUGUAGGCCUUAACAUUACCGAAACUGUAACAGUAUUACCAUCAGUAAUGGCAGCCACGACAACCCAAAAAGUGAACGCGGGAACUGACAGGAUGCCUCCAACUACCACAAGCACAAACAUGUGCACCUUUCUCGUCAUGGCUAUUAUAGUCUACAUCUGGCGUCUGGUGAUGUUUUAGGUUUAACCUAAGAGAUCAGAAGUCAUAGCUUAGACCUGCAGAGAAUAAACAGGCAUUAAACAUUCUAUAUAUACAUUUAACCAAUGCAGUGUGCAAAAGUAAAAGUUAUGUAUUUCUUUACAAAACAAAGGCUAAGAAAGAGGUUUACAAUGGUCAAAAACAAAUUUAGAGUCUAAGAGCGAUGGAGAACAUAUGGGAUUAAAAAAAAUGAAAAUAAAUAACUGAUAUGAAAAAAAAAUAAUUUGAAUGGUUCAGAGAACGAAACCCUUUUAAAAUAAUAACAUUGGCAUGCUUUACUAUUACAACUCUAGUCAUUAUUGAUAUAAUAAGACUGAGAAAAUAAAAAUAACAUUUCUUGCAAAGCGAAAUCUAGUAAAAUGAUAUUAGGGCGACAUCUCCAAAAAGUGCAAAACUUCGGUUCUUAACCGAUGGAAUCAUCUAUUAGUCAUGUAAGAGAAAUUUAAAUAAACUUUAAGACAUCUAAGACAAGACUUACCUUAAUGUUUGUGAUCAAUUAAGCUAUAACAUAACCAUAUCUAUCUGUCACUGAGCAGUAUUUAACCAUUAUGCACUUGCCAUUUGCAUUGGGUUAUUUUUUAGUUGUCGAAUGAGAGAGAUAAAUUCUUCGGAAAUUUGCCGUUGAAAGUACGGUAUAUACUUUGUGUGCAAUAAAAUAAGAAAAUAAUUUAUAAGUAAGAAAUUUAGCAACUUAAAAACAAGUAAUUUACUUUUGAAUAUUUAAUUAAAUUAAUUUUAUUUUUUAGUCAUUCACGAAAUAUCGAAACAUUACAUGUUAAAAUUUAUGUUUAUAUCUGAUAUCUCUAAAUGAUACUCCAUGUAAAGUGAAUAGCACAAUCUGAAUAUAUAUUUUAUUUAUCGUAAAAUACGUUUUCAUUAAAAAAAAUCACACACUAAUAAGGCUAGUCUUCAAGCAUUACAAAUUCACGAAGAAGCAGGAUUUCCAUUGACUAUGCCUCCACCAGCUGCAUGAGUAAAUGAUGAUGACAUGUUCGAAGCUGGACUUGUCAGAAAACCAAAUUAAUUAGAUUUUUAUUUUUUGAUUAAAUAGAUGAGACGUCCAAAUAAAAAUAUGUAAAAUAUAAGAGCAUAACGAUAUUAAAUAUUCCAUAAGUCCUGAAUUCAA
This is a messenger RNA of Biomphalaria glabrata, 1879 nucleotides long. RefSeq lists its product as uncharacterized. NCBI's taxonomy places the organism in Eukaryota, Metazoa, Mollusca, Gastropoda, Planorbidae. The coding region runs from base 139 to 735 and encodes 198 amino acids. The record is from RefSeq and is a predicted model, not a curated record. The transcript is spliced from 4 exons.